AUGGCGACCAAGAAGAAGGUUUUCGUGGGCUCGGUGUAUGAGUUCAACCAACUCGGAGCCGACGAACUUGUGGAAAGAUUUAAAGAUGCCCAUGAUGACCCUGAUGACGCGCCAUUCGUCACAUACGAUGCAGCGAAUAAGAUCUUUACCUCCGAAACCGAAGAUAGAGACGCUCUGCCCAACCUGCUCACCACUGUUUCCGGUUACAUUGAGAACCAGGAAAAUACUCAGCUUGGCAUCGACGAUGAACCUCGCCUCCGACCCAUGCCAGGCUGUGUCCUCAGUGAUCCUAUGGCUGACAACUCGUCUGAUGACAACGAGCUGCUGGACUACCACUCGGACGAGGAAUCUGACGACAAUGAAGACCCUCUCCAGAGCCUUCAACAUCUCACCGCCUACUGGAAACCACGUAGUGGCGACCUGGGCAUUCUUCUCCCUGCAUAUGCGCAAGAAAUCCGUCGGUUGACAGGCACAGAGAUCUUUGUCGAGGUGGCGGAGAAGAGAUAUCGUUUGUUCCAGGGCAAUUUCAAGCUCGCUCGCGAGAAGCUCCUACGAUUGGAGCCAUUGUUGGAAUCCUUUCAAUUGCAACGCACCGGCCUGGCGCCCGUGUCUGCUGGAAAUGUCCUUGUCUGGCCAACCCAGUACAAGGAUGCGAGAUUGCAGUUUGUCAAAAUCACCGGUUCCCAUCCUGCAUACGCUCGUGUCAUCGUCAACAAGUCGGAAACCACUCUCUUUAGGAACGUGAUUGGCGAAAUCCGUCUGAUCAACUCUGCGUUUGAGUAUGAAGCUCCGGGCCACCUCUAUCGCAAAGGUGUUUCGCCUACCAGCCAAAUCCAAGCUUCUAGCAUCUGGGAGGGAUAUGUCUUCAAGAGCUUCGGCGACCCAAGUGUCAUGAACCCCGUCAUCUCGUCGAACCCUUCGUCUGAAAACAGCAACAGCGACAAAGGCACAGUCAAGGAUCCGAAUGAAGGGCGCAUUGCUGAGUGGUCCACUGAGGUCGUUCCUGGUGCAGAUCCAGAUAUCGCUCCUGAGGUCCCGGCAAUCGAACCUGCAUGGCAUGGUCGUCGACGUAUCAUCUAUGAUACUGAUACCGAUAGCGAUGAGGGUGGACGGUCGCCUGCAUUGGCGAAUGCACAGCUGGACGGACAACAGGACGAUAUUCCAGUUCCUGGCAUGCCGCCACGCGCUACAACACCGAAGCCAACCUCGGAUUUGUUGUCUCUUGUUUCAUCUCCACCACGAGGAACGUCAACAAAUGACCUCGAGAGUAUGAUUCGCAACGAACCAGCACAAGCACAUGGGCUACUUACCAGCCUCAUGGCAGGAGAUGAGGAUUUCUUGACUGGCGACGCUCCACCCUGGGCUGAAGCUAUGGCUAGGGUAAAGGCUCAGCAUGCCCAGGCCAUCAGGGCAGCCUCCACUAAGUCUGCCGAGCCAGUUUUGCAAGAGAAGCUCGUGGAUUUCUCUUCGCCAAAGAAGGUGUCUGAGCUGGUCUCAUGCACUGAAGCUUUGGCUAAAGCAGAACCUCAGCAUAUCGAGGUCACCAAGGCACACUCCAUUAAGGCCGCGACACCGAUUCCGCAAGAAAAGCUGGUCGAUAUCUCCUCGCCAUUGAAGGUUUCUGAGCCGGUCUCAAGCACCAAAGCUUUGGCUAAUCCAGAGGCUGAUGGCUCCAAGGUCAUCAAGGCAGCCUCCACUAGGCCCGAGACACCGAAACCCCGAGAAAAGCUUGUCGAUAUCUCGACCCCAGUAAAGGUUUCUGAGCCGGCAUCAAGCGCUAAAGACAUCCGAGCGACCGGUUCUCUUGCAGCAGCCAUGGCAGAUCUCCACUUAGACGAACCCUCAAAGCCUGCUGCACCCAAAUCUACCCUGUCAAAUCCAACUUCUGUGAAGUCGGCAUCAAGCGCUGAAGACAUCCAAGCGACCGACAUGGCAGAUCUCCAGCUCGAUGAACCCUCAAAGCCUGCUGCACCCAAAUCUACCCUGUCAAAUCCAGCUUCUGCGAAGCCGGCACCACCUCUAUUGGACCCAACCACCCCUCCACGACCAGCUACCGCAGAUGCUUCUUCGCCACGACCGGCUUUCGACCCUAAAUCCUAUGGCACACCGUCAAAGAAGCUGCGGCGUGGCCAGAAUCUACAUGCAGGACGACAUCCUGGAAAUACACCCCGCGCCACCAUGCAGAGUCGCGGUGGUCGUGGAUAUGUCAACAACAAUGUCUACGCCCAAGCUGCAGCGCGAGGCCAAUUCUCUGCAUCCAAUCCUCCACGUGAGCCCCGUGCCAUGCGAGGCUAUCCGUUUCGAGGCUCUCCAAGCCGCCCAGGAGUGGGUGCAAGUCGUGGAGGUCGGGCGAGUGGUUCCCCACGGGUUCGUCCCGCAGACCUGGUCGACACAAGCUUGCCUGCCAAUCCGCCAGCCCCAGACAACGGCACGCCGAGAAUACCACCAGGAUUCGAAGCUCAUGUACCCUUGGUUCGUGCAGAGACGCCUCCCCCGCGUAGCCGGAUCCAGACACCAAACAUCAUGGACGAACCCAUUGAAGCAGGUCCAUCGGGUCAAAAGCCGCCUGCCUCUGCCGCCUCGACGCAUCGCAACAUUAGAUUUAGCGACGAGGGUUCCGAUUAUGUGACCACUAAAGUCCCGAAGCGUGAUGUUGCGUUUUUGAGAGAAAAUGCCCUUCGAAGUGCCAUAGCAGCUGUCGAAGCUCAAAAGGAAGCCAAAGCACAAGUUCAAGGCAAGUCUCCAGUCCCAAGUCCGGGUCUUGAGAACAAGAAGGCAGAAGACAACGAUCCAGCGCCAUCUUACCACUCUACCAUGCGUCAACAAGGCAAGAAUCCCGGCAAGAAGCAACCCGUUAAGAACGAGACGAAAGCCGAAGCCGCUGCUCGUCGAGCUCAAGCACUGCUAGAUGCCCAUGGACCGGUCCCGGCAAAAGCAAAAGCACCAUCAUCGCCCAAGUCGCAGGCCUCGAAGAAGAACUCUUCAUCGACUGAAUCCAUGAGCAACUGGAAGAAGAACCAGAUUCGGAAGAACGCACCCGUCGCCGACGACCAUCCAAAGAUUGUCGAGGACUUGUCUCGCAAACAAACAUGUGACAAACUUGUGUCCCAGUUGGAACCCCUGUUCGAGACAUGUCGAGCGUUCAACGGUAGGGUCAUGUUCGAAAUGGCAAUCGGGCAAGUCUUGGUAUGGCCGGGCGUCAGCCUCUCGGAGCAGAAUCUGUACAAAGGAAGUGAUUGGGAAAAACUGUUUGAUCCUACGCAAAGCAAGACGCCAUGCGCAACCACAUUCACCAAGAUCAUUACAACCAACGGCGCCGACAUUGAUCGUGCACUCGAGGUGAAGGGACCAAUGUCUGGAGCUGCUGCUAACGACGAUAACGCCUCCAAGUUAUGGUACGCCCGGCCGCACAAACAGUCUGUCACAUACGAAUUCCUAUGCCAGACUCGGACGAACGAAGAUUUUGUGAUUUUGGUCGACGAGUCUGGAAACCAUGAGAUUCGCAAGGGCUACGUCACAAUCGGCCAGGUCAAUUUGCACGUCCCGGCCUCGGUCUGGGACGCCUCUGCCAUGCUCUCAGGUGACUUGAAAUGGUUCUCGGCUCCCGAGCCACUUGAGAAGAGUGCAGAAACAUUCGCCAAGUCAUUGUACAUUGUUCCAAACCGCAAGAACCUUCAGAUCGUGUUUCGCCAACCGAGCGACCACGAAGUGCAGGUUCGAAACGUCAUUGUCAAACGAGUCAGUUACCAUGCGUGUCGAUGCGCAGACAAGAUCCAGCUCAAAGUGGUCGAAUCCAAGAGUCUGAUGUUCAAAGUCCAUCCGCAGGACAAGAGACUGUGGCACGGCUACGAGGCCACAACCGCCGAAAACUACGCCAAGCUCGCGCGCGACAGUCGGAUCCAUUACGAAAUGUCGGUCGUGCACACCGGCAUCAACGACAUACUUGCAGAGAAUGAACACCUAGAAAUUGGCGAUCUCACACCCGUCGAAACUACGGGGAAAUCUCUCCUUGUCAACAAUGGCCCGGCGAUCCGCUCCAUGCUCGAUGUUGCCAUGUGUCUCGUUUCCAAGAUCGAUUGGCUUGGAAUGCAUAACUUCGGCACCCAGCCCCGUUUGGACAUGCAGAAGGAAGAACAAGCUCGUCAGAUUGAGGCCUCGCUCGCCGCACAAGGGAAAUCCGUCUUUCCGCAUGCUGAACAGCAACCUACGCGCGUUGGCGUCGCUUCUGCCACGGUCAGCAAACAACAACAACCGCAAAUGAUGAUGAAACCAGCUGGAGCUGUAACUGCCGCUACAGGAAAUCUCGGUGGCCUUGCUGUCCUUGCUGGCGUCGAUGAUAAAGCCGAACGAGUGGGCACUCCACCACGCGCAGCGGCAGCCGCAGCGGGAGCCGCAGGCAGCACACCAAACACCGCGGGGCUCCUGAUCAAGCCGCCCGUCCCAGGUGUGCGCAUGGACACGGUCGCCGAAAUCUAUCAAGACCCCGAAGAUGGAUAUCGAUACAUGGUCGGUAUGGGCGGUGCCAGAAUCCCUGUUGUCCCCCGUGGAUCUGGAACUCGAUCCGGUGGAAGUGCAACUGGAACGCCAACUGGAACACCAACACCGGGUCCCGACAUCGAUGCCAUCACCAGAGAAAACGACAAUAAGGUGAGUUCUGCCGCCUCCAUCAUGCCGGACGAAAGUGCUAGCCAGAUCGGUCUGCCUGCGAAACAUCAACCACAGCAACAGCAACCACAAGCACAACAAGGACAACAGUCGGCCUCGGCCUCGGCGUCGCCGUCGCCUUUGCGGGCCCCUUGGUCCACGGAUAGUAAUCGUGGCGUGGGGUUCUGGUGA
Exophiala dermatitidis NIH/UT8656 is the source of this 4836-nucleotide messenger RNA. RefSeq lists its product as uncharacterized. The transcript has 6 exons. Lineage: Eukaryota; Fungi; Ascomycota; Eurotiomycetes; Chaetothyriales; Herpotrichiellaceae. The record is from RefSeq and is a predicted model, not a curated record. Bases 1 to 4836 code for a protein of 1611 amino acids.